AUAGGCACCCUAGAGUGAUAUUCUCACGAGCAUUGCAUAUCUAUAUAGUAUAAUAGAAUUAGGGAAUUAAUUAGCCCGAUAUGAGUCUUCCUAAGUGUGAUCAGUGUAAGGUUCCAGGUAAGUCUGUUUGGCCAGAGCUGAUGGGACAAAAUGUGGACAAAGCAGUGAGUAUAAUACACAAAGAAAAUCCAAAUCUUCACACCGUUGUGUUAAAUAUUUCCAAGCCAAUUCCAGAGCCAGUGGACUGCACUCGUGUUCUUGUUUUUAUUAAUGACAACAAGCAGGUUGCUCUCCCACCGAGUGUUUGCUGAAGUUAAUUUCGACGGUGGACUAGUGCUAUUUGCUGUUUAAAUUCAGUCUAGUUGAGAUCUACUCAAGUUUAUCUAUUUUAUGAUGUCUCUUUCAAGCAUAUCUGCAAUUCUGAUCCUUAUUUCAAUCGAAUUUCUUUAAAGUGGUUUUCAAUUUUGUUCUA
This is a messenger RNA of Lycium ferocissimum, 472 nucleotides long. RefSeq names its product inhibitor of trypsin and hageman factor-like. Gene Ontology annotation, molecular function: serine-type endopeptidase inhibitor activity. The record is from RefSeq and is a predicted model, not a curated record. Gene Ontology annotation, biological process: response to wounding. The coding region runs from base 81 to 311 and encodes 76 amino acids. Lineage: Eukaryota; Viridiplantae; Streptophyta; Magnoliopsida; Solanales; Solanaceae. The transcript has 2 exons.